CUCGUGGCAGAAACCCUAAAACCCUUCGCCGUUUGGCUUACUCAAUAAGAACCAGAAGAACCCUAAUCGAGAGAGAGAGAGAGAGAGGUAAAAUGGAUCAUAUAGCAGCAGCUGAAGAGCGAAUUGUUACAGAGAGAUUGAGGCAAAAGCUCAACGAAGUGAACACGGCUGCGCAAACACAGCUCUCAGGGGUUCAAGACCAUGUUAAUUUCACUCUUCAGCAAGCAUACUUCAAGUGUGCAUAUGAAUGCUUCGACCGAAGGAGGAAGUACGAUGAAAUUAGUAACUGCGUUGAACAUUGCAGUUCUCCUCCUCUAAGGGCCCAGAAUCUGGUUGAGGGUGAGAUGGCCAAGUUUCAGGAAAGGCUAAAUAGGUCUCUGAUGGUUUGUCAAGAUAGAUAUGAAGCAUCUAAGUUACAAAACAAAGGUGGUGCCAUAAAUGAGAUGGAAUCAUGUGUUGAUCAAUCUGUGCAAGAAAGCAUCAAGACCUUGCACCAUGUUGUCGUACAACUGAAGGCUUCUCUAUCGAUCAAUGAAACAGGCAGCAUAUGAAAAACCCAGGCAGGCUGGUGGUGGUGGUGGUGGCGGCGGCUAUGAGGGUGGGAUUUGGUCUUGUAUACUAUUGUGUUCAACAUUAGUUCAUAUCUUGAUAUUUAACUCCAAUUUCAAACAAAGCCAGGAAAUAAAUGUUUUCAAAUAUAAAACUUACUAUCAGUGACAAUGGUGAGGAUAUUUAUCUUGAUGGAAUUCUUUUGUUUUAUUGCUUCCCUGUAACUCUUUGUAUUGACAUAUGACUCAUGAGAGGUUUUUAUUAUAAUCC
Molecule: messenger RNA, 819 nt
Organism: Impatiens glandulifera
Lineage: Eukaryota; Viridiplantae; Streptophyta; Magnoliopsida; Ericales; Balsaminaceae
Product: protein FAM136A-like
Exons: 4
Coding region: 93-551 (152 amino acids)
Cellular component (GO): cytoplasm
Source: RefSeq, a predicted model, not a curated record